CCCUCUCUCAAUUCCGAGUCCUGUCGUGCCUAGUCUUUACAAACAACAUACAACAAGGCGGAAAACAACUAAACGAGACACACACUCGGAUCCCAACGACGACGUUUCCAAUUGACUGACCUGUGGGCGGUUUGGUAAUCUUGGGCAGAGGGGCCAAUUUCUCUCUCUUAUUCCCUCUUUCGUUGUUAGAGGCCAUUCGUUCGUUGUUCUCAGGUGUGUGAGUGUGCCUAUGUCCAUGUGUGUGCUUGCGUUCCAAGCAGAGCUCGGCCCGAAUCGCUUCCAAAAACCCUAGAAAAUCGAUCAUCGCCGGCCUUGAAGACGAAGACGGAUGCUUUGUUUCGGUUCUCCGAUACGGAGUGUCGAGCCCUAGCGACCAUGCUUCGAGGACGGCUCUUUAUGUCCCGCCACCGAAGGUGCUUUCAGAUGAUAUUUUGUUUCCAGCUUAUGCGAUUCACAAUUCUUGAGCGCUUGCAAUCUAACCUGUUAUUGUGCCACGAAUUCAAAGCAUUGAUCUUUAUGGUGGUUCUGAUACGUACCCAUUUCUACUUUGUUGAAUGUGGACCGUGUUGCGCAAAUGGAAUGCCAAUUCCGGUGGAAUAUGAUUCAUGCAAGUCCUACAAAGGAGAUUGUGGUUCAGGGUUUCAGGGUGUAUAUGUUGGUGAUGCAGGUUCAGGGUAUCUUUCAAAAAGCCAUGUGGCCCACCUAGGCCGUGAGAAUGUGUGUGGCAGUUCGAAUUCAUUCUGCUUUCCUUCAACAUUGACUGGAUUUUUGCCCAAAGAGCAUGCUACCGAAUCAGCUGUUCUAGAUGCUUCUGCGAUUCAUUCUGAUGGCACAUUACCUGCAGGGUCAACUCAAGUAGGAAAUAACUCAAGCUGGUCAUCCUACCAUGGAAUCUUUAAGUUAUUAAGUGGACGAGCUAUUUCCUGUUCUCUGAAAUCUGAAGAGGAAAUCUGUGAUGCUUUAUCAGUUCAGACCUCUAUUGGUAACCAAAACUGUGUCUCUCCCUGUCAAGGACCUGUACAUAACCAGAAGAGACCAAGUCCCAACUUGAAUGAGAACUCUGAGAUGGUUAAAUCAGGAUUUAUAGAUGGUUCAUUGUCCUCCCACAUUGAAGUUAGCCCUCCUCUGCUUGACUGGGGGCAAAAAUAUUUAUAUACUCCUUCCGUCGCUUUUGUAAGUGUGGCUAAUACCCAUCAUGACAGGAUGUUAUACUUGUAUGAACCUUUCAGCACAAAUCCACAAUUUUACCCUUGCAAUUUCAGUGAAGUGUUACUGGCACCUGGUGAAGUAGCUUCAGUUUGUUUUGUGUUUUUACCCACUUGGUUGGGCAUGUCCUCAGGUCAUUUGAUACUGCAGACAAGCUUUGGUGGUUUCUUGAUCUUGGCUAAAGGUUUUGCUGUUGAGUCUCCUUAUGUGGUACAACCCUUAGUAGGAUUUGAAAUUUCCUCUAGUGGGAGGUGGAGUAAGACUUUAUCUUUGUUUAAUCCCUUCAAUGAAACCCUCUCUGUGGAGGAAGUAGCUGCAUGCAUAUCUGUUUCUUUAGGUAAUGCCUCACAUUCAGCAAAAGCAAUGUGUAGAGUAGAAAGUCUUCAAAGUUCUGAUGAGCAUAGAUUAAUGAACACUGAGGAGUGGCUGGGUGUCAAGGGCAGUCAUGUUAACUCACCAGGCUUGGCAAUUAGGCCCCAUGGAAGUUGGGAUAUCAGUCCUCAUAGCACUGAGACCAUAAUAGAGAUGGACUUCUCAUAUAUAUUUGCAGGAAAAAUGUUUGGUGCCUUUUGUAUGGAGUUGCUAAGGUCUUCACAAGAACAGCCAGAUACAAUUAUUGUUCCUCUUGAAGCAGAUCUGGGUAGUCAAUCAACCAUUCGCCUUGUAGAUUCUGUUCCUGUGUCAGUUGAGACACGUGGUUUUUGUGAUGGCAGCGAAACCACUGUUAUUGCUCUUUUGCUGAGAAAUGGUGCUCCUGAUCUGUUGAAAGUUAUAAAGAUUAGUUUAAUGGGAGAAGACACUAAACAUUUCCAGGUUAAAUUUAUGGAAGGCUUAUUGCUUUUUCCUGGCACUGUCACUCAAGUAGCUAUGAUUAGUUAUAUAGUGCCAGAAAUUGGAUUGCAUCAUUCUCCCUCUGAAAUUCCCAACAUGAACUUCAAUUGUAGAUUAAUGAUAGUGACAAAUGACUCAAGUAGUCCUCAGAUUGAAGUACUCUGCACAGAUAUUGUCAAUGUUUGUUCAAAACUAGAUUCAGACCACGAAUAUGGACAAUCAACAGGAAAGGCUGAAUAUAGAAAUCCAGCGACAGGAUCUUUAGGUGGCAGUGUGCAGUCACCAUUGCAUAUCAAGGCAAUAGGAGCAGUAGAACCAGAUGAAUUGGUACUGGGAAAUUGGAAGUCUCAAGGCACUGCAUGUGGCUUGUCAGUGCUUGAAGAUCGGGAGAUUUUGUUCCCAACAGUUCAAGUUGGAACUCAUCACUCUAAGUGGAUCUCUGUCAAAAACCCAAGCCAUGAACCAGUUGUAAUGCAGCUGAUUCUCAACUCUGGUGAAAUUAUUGAUGGGUGCAGGGCCUCAGCGGAACUUCUACAGCCCUCUUCAUCAACUAGUUUGGUCCAUAGUGAACGUACAUCACCAACAAAAUAUGGGUUCUCAAUGGCCAAGACUGCCAUAACAGAGGCCUAUGUCCAUCCUCAUGAGACAGUGUCUUUUGGGCCAAUUCUUUUUCACCCUUCAAAUCGAUGUGGGUGGAGAAGUUCUGCUCUGAUAAGGAACAAUCUUUCUGGCGUGGAAUGGUUGCCUUUGCGGGCAUUUGGAGGGUCAUUUUCCCUGGUUUUGUUUGAAGGUUCAGAACGAGUUGAGAGCUUAGAAUUUAAGUUCAAUUUCCCUAGUCCUUUGAAUUUCUCUCCUGACAUUUUCUAUCAUUUGGAAGAAGCCAAGGAUACCUGUUCCCAGCCAUUGUCGAAAGAGCUGUAUGCAAAGAACAAUGGGGACCUGCCACUGGAGGUCAGAAGAAUUGAGGUUUCAGGGACAGAAUGUGGUUUGGAUGGGUUUGUAGUGCAUACUUGCAAUGGGUUUGCUCUUGAACCUGGAGAAUCCAUAAAACUUCUGAUAUCAUAUCAGGCAGAUUUUUCUGCCGUCAAGGUACAGAGAGAUCUUGAACUUGCCUUGGGUACUGGUAUUCUUGUGAUCCCUAUGAAAGCAAGUCACCCUCUGCGCAUGUUCAAUUUAUGUAAUAAAUCAGUAUUCUGGAUGCGAGUGAAGAAAUUCUCUUAUGUCAUCUUUGCUGCUUUUCUGAUCUUUGUUGCAUUUAUUUGUGUCAUUCCCCAGUUGAUGGUGUUAGGCUCCCAGGACUACUUUUUAAAGGGUGGAAAAGGUUUGUCUAGCCCUAGUACGGGGCAAGUAGGAAAACCUUCUCAAGGGCAUCACAAUCCCAAGAACAGUAAUAAAUUUUCUGUGUCCUCUAAAGUGAAUGGCUUGUUGAGGUCAUUCAGGGAAAAGGAACCCUUAACAAUUAAGCCUAUUAAUAGUGACCCAGAUGGCCAAGGUUUCGCCUUAGAACAUGGGAUCAGUGCUCAACAUGUUAAGCAAACCAUGGGAAAUCAGAGAGAGAGUAAUGAUUUGAUGGAUGCUCAAAAUGAAAUUGCAUUUGGAUCUUGUGCUCUGCCAGACUCUAGCACAGUUGAGACCUCUGAUAUUUGGGAAGCACCAAAAGAUGGUAAACUCAGAAUUAGGAUUGAAAAGGACAAGAGACGAAGGCGAAGAAAGAAAAAGGCUUCUGGAACAGGACUAACAGGAGUCUUUGAAGUUUCCAGCAGUCAAAGUGGAAAUUCUACACCUUCGUCACCUUUGUCCCCAGUCACAUCUGUUACGCCUAAAAGGCUGUGGACCGUGUCUUCUGAUUCAGCUAAAUAUGUGGAGGCUCGGGACAAAUUUGUUCAAGUGGCUGAACGAGGUUGCGAGAAGAGUUCAGGCAUCAAAUCUGCCUGCAGGGCAAACAUAUUCGAGCCUGAGGUUUCUAUGAAGUAUUCUAAGGAAAACACUAUUUUCCUCACUCAAGAGAAGCCCUCUGAACCAAGAAAAUCGGCUGGUAAAGCUGAUAUUUUCCCUUCUGCCAGCUGCCCUUGCAGUAGUAGGUCUGCCACCAGUUUGGCAUGCCCUUCUCCUUUUAUGGGUACAACUGCUAUUGCUCCACAUGCCCGGGCUCCUGGAUCUAAACUUUAUAACCAGAAAACAGUUGAAACAGAAGAAAAAAUGGGACCCGAUGACCAAUUUAAGUAUGAUAUCUGGGGUGAUCAUCUCUUUGGACUUCAUUUGGUGGACAGGUCAAAGGAGGUCUCUGCUAUGACCUCUAGGGUUACAGAAAGUCAUUCUGAUAGCUUCUUUGUAAGGGGUCCACAAACCCUCAUGAGAAAAUCUCAACUAGAAUCUGUAAGUUGUUCUUAUGCAGAGCCUUAAUGAGAAAAAUGCUUGGUAAUUUUACAAGUUAUAUUCACAUCAGAAUAUUCUUCACUAGCACUGCUGAAGUUUCCCAGUCUUUAAAAGAGAAUUGAAAAAAAGAGAAUCAAAAAAGAAAUACCAUCUCUAAACAGUUCUUA
Messenger RNA from Diospyros lotus (date-plum), 4580 nucleotides. RefSeq lists its product as uncharacterized. NCBI's taxonomy places the organism in Eukaryota, Viridiplantae, Streptophyta, Magnoliopsida, Ericales, Ebenaceae. The record is from RefSeq and is a predicted model, not a curated record. Gene Ontology annotation, cellular component: membrane. The transcript is spliced from 4 exons. The coding region runs from base 376 to 4440 and encodes 1354 amino acids.